Rotaria sp. Silwood1 is the source of this 1164-nucleotide messenger RNA. The record is from the annotation of a GenBank genome assembly. Lineage: Eukaryota; Metazoa; Rotifera; Eurotatoria; Philodinida; Philodinidae.
AUGCUCAAACUUGGUUUUACAAUGGAAGAAUUAAUGUUUCCAGAAAAUUAUCAAUCUAAUUUUCUUUUUAAUAUUGAAUCCAAUUGUUUACUAGAUAAACUUGGUAAAAUGUCACCAAUUUAUGAUUAUCAAGAGCAGAUAACUAUAGACGAUGAUGAUUGGUUCACGAUUAAACAACUUAAUUCUGAAACGUCGUCAAAUAAUAAUAAUAUGAAUCUUGUCAGUGAUCAAACACUCUCCGUAUUCGAUAUUUUUUCGGAUAACUAUUAUGUUGGUCAAGUAAAAUCAAUGGUUGAACUUGAUGGUACUAUUACUGCUUUACUUUUACCUAAUCUAUCGAUUCAAGUUGCUCGUGAUAAAAAUAAUACUUCAUUAACAUCAGAUGUGGUUUCGAUUACUUCUUCAUCUCCUUGUGAUCAACGAUUAUUGACAACAACAACUAAUACGAUUAUUCAACAAAAACGACAACAACAACCACCGAAUAAACAUAUGAUGUCUAAAUCAACCUCGUCUUUAUCUUUUUGUACACAUUCAUCAACAUCAAUGACAAGUAAUAGUGCUGAUGAAAUGAGUUCAAAUUCAAAUGACUUAAAUGAAAUAACAACUGUACAUCAUUCUACUGAAUCAGCGCAACAACUAUCUCAUCAUUAUAAACAUAAUAGAAGUAUAAGUGACGAUUCAUUAAAUACAAGUAAUAGACGUCGUCGUAAAAGAACUAUCUUCAGUGCAGCUGAUAUUGAACAUCUUAAAGAAGCAUUUAUUCAAAAUCCUAAACCAAGCCAACAAGAUAUUGCUAUUUUAUCCGAACAAUUAGGUCAUGAUUCUUAUGUGAUUCGUGAAACAACAUCUGAAUGGAUAUUUGAACUACAAAAACAAUUUGCUGAAGACACAGCUAAAUUUAAGGCCCAUAUUAAUAAACUAAAAGAUGAAUUGCAUAAAAUUAAUGUUGGAAUUAAAUCAACGAAUGAAAUUUUGAAAUCUUCUAGUGCACUUAUGGCAUCAGCUACUGCACAGAUGGCAUCAUCUCGGAAAUGUACAGCUUCCUGUUCUACUAAAAUAGAAUCAGCAACAUUAAAAAAGAAAUUAGCAUUGAAAGAGAUGAAUGAAAUACAAACAAAGAUUAAUAAAACUAAAGCAUAUCGUGAAGAAACAGAUAAGUAUUGA